GUACCAUUCCCCAAGUGGAGUUGGAGUAGGACGACAGCGUGCUAUAUACUGGAUAUAGCCCCUGCUUCUCUCCUGCGUCCCCCCUUUUCUCGGGGGUCUCUUUUCGAGGAGAAACGCCUGGCGAAGGGCGCGUCAUUGUCCGCCUGUUCGAGUUAGGGUUGCAAGCAAGCUGAAGAACAGGCUUGCACUGGAAUGGAGUUCACAAGCACAGCACACCGCUCACCCUCAGACAGCAAGGAUCAAGCAGGACCCCCUCAUCGUCCAUAUACCCACACUCACCGUCGCCCCCGCAAUGUCUCGCAACAUCGACAACGCCCGCCUACGGGCCGACCUGACAGCAGAACUCAGUAGUACCAUGGCGGUCGGCGAGGACACGGCGACGUUGACGGACUAUUGCAUCUUGUUGGUUGGGAUGGAGAAGGAUCGGGAGUCGUUGAUUGCGGACCUUAGUGAUGUCACAUCAGCGGAAGACGCCGAGAAGCUAGCGACUUGGAUCACCCAGUGGCUGGAGAGGAAUGAGGGGACGGGGCCGGGCACUGCGGAAAAUGGCGAGGAUCAUAAUGGGGAUAUGGUCAUCCACAUCGAUGAUGCAAAGUCCGAUGAGGAAGUCGAAGAUGAUGACGAUCCCGAUCAGCACCCGAGGAGAAGCCGGGUCAAUUCAGCCUCAUACGCCGGAACCCCCGCGAGUCUUUUGGUGAAAGCAGUGCUUGACUCUGCAAACAAUACUCAAACGUCGCGAAAACGCCAGCGCGGGGAUGCCUCGAUAUCCAACGAUCGGGCGAACGCGACUGAAGGAGAUGGGCCACGAAAGGCUGCGAAGAUUGAGGACGGUGAAGAAAACGAUGCAAUGGAGGAGGAUGAUGGCGCGGUCCGUUUCACCAUCACGAUGGGAGCAGGUGCAACAGCCACGCACGUCAUUCCCUCGGCGCGUGCCCAGCCUGACGUGCCACGCUGCACAUACUGGCCCAACUGCACCUGGAGAAACGCCUGCAAAUACUGGCACCCCAAAGAAACCUGCCCAGAUUUCCCAAACUGCACCGCCGGAAACCAGUGCUACUACAUCCACCCCGACGCGGCCGGCGCGACAAACUGCCGCUUUGGUGCCGCUUGCACGCGUCCCGGGUGCGCGUUCAGUCACCCCUACGGGCACGGCGGGAUGGCGAGACGCGGUGGACGUGGUGGAGGGUAUAAUGGCUCGGGUGCUCGUGGGGCCCGCGGCGGCGGUGGUGCGCCCCCACCUGCGCAUCUGCAGAAAACGCAAUGCAGGUUUUAUCCGAACUGCACUAACGUUGCGUGCCCGUACUUUCAUCCGGUCCCACACACGCGUCGAGCGUCUAGCUCUGCGAGCCCGGCACCGCAGACGGCUGAACUUUGCAAAUUCGAGCCUCUUUGCACACGCGAAAACUGUACAUACUCCCACCCCUCCCGCUCGACCCCGGAACCCUAUAAAUCCAAAAAGUUUACCGAUCCCAUCACCGACUCCAACAACACCAACGGCGCCUCCCACAACGCCACCACCACAACCAACUUGAGCACCGGAGGUCUCCCCGGCACCCGCCGCAACAAAACACUCGUUUUGAACAGCAACAGGCCGCAUAUCAGUGAUCGCAGCUUUGCGUUUAGUGACGGCGUUACGGAGCAUUUGGAGGUUGGGAAGACGGCGGGGACGGGGCUGAAGGAGGGGGAGGGGCAGCAGACGCAGACGCAGGGGGAGCAGGAAAGAUAGGUGUGGAUGAAUAGGAGCGGUAAGGAAUGGGG
Molecule: messenger RNA, 1758 nt
Organism: Fimicolochytrium jonesii
Lineage: Eukaryota; Fungi; Chytridiomycota; Chytridiomycetes; Spizellomycetales; Powellomycetaceae
Exons: 5
Coding region: 293-1726 (477 amino acids)
Biological process (GO): regulation of mRNA stability
Cellular component (GO): cytoplasm; nucleus
Molecular function (GO): metal ion binding; poly(A) binding
Source: RefSeq, a predicted model, not a curated record